AUGAGAAUGGUCGUACUGAGCGUAAAGAAGAUAGUGAGUAUAGAAACCUUCGAAUCCGAUCUACAGUCAUCUUUCCAGCUUUAUAUCUCUGCGUCUCGAAUUUCAGCAAGGAAACUUGUCGAUCAGGCGGUUCCUUUUGGUGGAGCAAUGUCGCGGAACAAGGGUUUAGCUGAACAAGAUCUAAGUAAACUUGAUGUAACUGUGCUACAUCCUCUUUCUCCCGAGGUUAUUUCUCGCCAGGCAACCAUAAACAUAGGGACCAUUGGGCAUGUCGCACACGGAAAGUCGACUGUUGUGAAAGCUAUCUCUGGUGUUCAGAAUGAAUUGGAGCGUAACAUUACCAUUAAGCUUGGAUAUGCAAAUGCCAAGAUCUACAAAUGUGAGGAUGACAAAUGCCCUAGACCAAUGUGCUACAAGGCCUAUGGAAGUGGCAAGGAAGACAACCCAAACUGUGAUGUCAUUGGAUUUGAGAACUCCAAGAUGAAACUCUUGAGGCAUGUGUCAUUCGUGGAUUGCCCGGGACACGAUAUUCUCAUGGCGACAAUGCUCAACGGGGCAGCCAUCAUGGAUGGUGCACUGCUUCUAAUUGCUGCGAAUGAGACCUGUCCGCAACCACAAACCUCUGAACAUCUUGCUGCCGUCGAGAUUAUGCAGCUUAAGCAUAUCAUAAUCCUCCAGAACAAGAUUGAUCUUAUCCAAGAGAAUGUAGCCAUUAACCAGCACGAGGCAAUUCAGAAGUUCAUAAUGAACACUGUUGCUGAUAGUGCCCCUAUCGUCCCCGUCUCAGCACAACUGAAGUACAACAUCGAUGUUGUAUGCGAGUACAUUGUCAAGAAGAUCCCAAUCCCUAAGAGGAACUUUGUGUCACCACCAAACAUGAUAGUGAUUCGGUCUUUUGAUGUCAACAAACCCGGGUUUGAGGUUGAUGAGAUUAAAGGUGGAGUUGCAGGUGGAAGUAUCCUCCGGGGUGUGUUGAAAGUGAACCAGUUGAUUGAAAUCCGACCAGGUAUUGUCGUCAAAGACGAGCGUGGCAACCCAAAGUGCACUCCGAUUUACUCUCGGAUCAUCUCACUCUACGCGGAACAGAACGAGCUUCAGUUUGCAGUUCCUGGUGGUCUCAUUGGAGUUGGAACAACAAUGGACCCGACUCUGACUCGUGCUGAUCGUUUGGUUGGUCAAGUCCUUGGAGAAAUCGGUUCCCUUCCUGAUGUCUUUGUCGAACUUGAGGUGAACUUCUUUCUUCUAAGGCGUCUGUUGGGAGUGAGAACAAAGGGGUCAGAGAAGCAAGGCAAAGUGUCGAAGCUGACAAAGGGAGAGAUUCUGAUGCUCAACAUUGGUUCCAUGUCGACUGGAGCCAAAGUUGUGGGAGUGAAGAACGAUCUGGCUAAGUUGCAACUGACGGCGCCGGUUUGCACCAGCAGAGGAGAGAAAGUGGCUCUAAGCCGGCGUGUGGAGAAGCAUUGGCGUUUGAUUGGUUGGGGUCAGAUUCAAGCUGGAACCACCACUGAAGUUCCUCCUUCACCUUUCUGA
This is a messenger RNA of Thlaspi arvense, 1530 nucleotides long. The record is from the annotation of a GenBank genome assembly. NCBI's taxonomy places the organism in Eukaryota, Viridiplantae, Streptophyta, Magnoliopsida, Brassicales, Brassicaceae.